Molecule: messenger RNA, 2568 nt
Organism: Nipponia nippon (crested ibis)
Lineage: Eukaryota; Metazoa; Chordata; Aves; Pelecaniformes; Threskiornithidae
Source: RefSeq, a predicted model, not a curated record
AUGGAAAGGAUUGGCGGGGAGGACUUCGAAGAGCCAACAGAAGGAGAAAGCACAGAUUCGGAGGAGGAAACGGGUGCAAUGUCGGGCCAUUCGUUUGAUAUCAAGUCUGGUUCCAGUAGCCAGUUGGAUGCAUCGAAAGUGUUGACAUCCCACGGUGAAAAAAUUAAGCCCGAACAAUCAUUAUUGUCACUUCAGCAAUCCCACAGUGCCACAGAGACAGUGCCUCUCCUAAGAAGCCACUCAAUGCCUUCUGCUGCAUGCACUAUAAGCUCCCCACAUACCUUUAGAGGUAGCUAUUCAUUUGAUGAUCACAUCAUGGAGCCUGAAGUCUUAAGCCGCAGUCAAGCGUUUUCUUCCCAUCCUCGAAUGCUAAAACGACAACCAGCUAUUGAGCUACCUUUGGGAGUAGAAUACGUCUCAGAGGAGGUUAGCUCUGCGAACAAAGAAACUGUUUCCAAACCUCCUGAGGAGCCUGAAACCAAGGAAAGCGAUCUUACCAAAAAGUCAAGGAAGGGUCCGAAAGUUAAAGGGUUCAUGUACGAGUGUAACAUAUGUGGUGCUCGGUAUAAGAAAAGGGACAAUUAUGAAGCCCAUAAGAAAUACUACUGUUCAGAACUGCAGCUCUCAAAGCCUCGCUCUUCCACUUCCCAUACCUCUUCAGAGACUGAGAAAAGUGUUGCGGAUCCUGACACAUGGCCCCAGAUGAUGCAUUACAAGCUAGGGAGCAGUUUGGAGCUCACCCCACUCCGAAAAAGACGAAAGGAAAAGAGUCUCGGUGAUGACGAGGAGCCUCCAGCUUUCGAGUUGUCUGACACUCCCUCCUCCAGUACUGGGCCAGGGACUCAGUUUGCAAACCUGGCAUCAUCUGAUGUCGCUUUAAACCUAACCCGCGAAUCCAUUAAGUCACCAGCAGAUCCGGGUAAAUCCACACCUUCUGAUGCCAGUGCCAGCUUUCAUUCCAGGAGUACCAAACUGUCUUCGAGUGCAGAGGGCAAAGAGAGAAGAACGACCUCAAAGGAGAUCUCUGUCAUCCAGCACACGAGCUCCUUUGAGAAGUCUGACUCUAUCGAGCAGGCGAGCAGCUUGGAAGGAGAAGAGAAGCCCUUGUCGCAGUACUCGUCUCAGCCAACACCCCAGCACAGCCGACCGCCUCACUCCCUGCAGCCCAAGCUGGUACGCCAGCCCAACAUCCAGGUCCCAGAGAUUCUGGUCACGGAAGAGCCCGACAGACCAGAAAUGGAGCCAGAGCCUCCUCCGAAAGAGCCAGAGAAAACGGAGGAAUUUCAGUGGCCACAGAGGAGCCAGACCCUUUCUCAGCUCCCUGCAGAGAAACUCCCACCAAAAAAGAAGAGGCUGCGGCUGGCAGAAAUGGCUCAGUCCUCUGGAGAGUCCAGUUUUGAAUCAGUCUCUCUCACCCGAAGCCCAAGUCAGGAAAGCAGCAUAUCCCAUGGCUCCAGCCACUCUGUGUCGUUCGAUCGUGAAGAUCACAGCAAGUCGGAGUCAACCGGCCAGCCCUCUGAAUCCCACCCAAAGCCUCCUGGCAUUGGCUCACAUAUGUUGAUGGUACCAAGCCACCAUCAUCAUUCCAGGGAAAUGCGGAGAUCUGCUUCUGAGCAGACACCGAACGUGUCACAUCCUUCCCAGAUGUCAGAGACCCGCAGUAAAUCAUUUGACUACGGGAGCUUGUCGUCCACUCCUGCCUCAACCGCCGGCCCCUCGGCCUCCUCGGCUCCACAGGAGAGAAGGAAAUGCUUUCUGGUUAGGCAAGCGUCCCUCACUAGACACCCAGAGCAUGAGCCAGACUUGGGCCCAACAGGCCGGCCAGAGACAGAAGAUUCAGUUCCUUCUUCAAGUCGAAAAGAUAUAACUAGAGCUGAGAAGGAAGAGGAUAAAAGAGGAAAAUCAGAAGAAGAGGCUCUUGUAACCAAAAGAGGGGAGCCAGUCAGGAUCAAGAUCUUUGAAGGAGGGUACAAAUCAAACGAAGAGUAUGUGUAUGUGCGAGGCCGUGGAAGAGGGAAGUAUGUAUGUGAGGAGUGUGGAAUUCGCUGCAAGAAACCCAGCAUGCUGAAGAAACACAUUCGCACGCACACAGACGUCAGGCCAUAUGUCUGCAAGUACUGUAACUUUGCUUUUAAAACCAAAGGGAAUCUGACUAAACAUAUGAAGUCAAAGGCCCACAGCAAAAAAUGUCAGGAGAUGGGCGUGUUGGUAUCUUCACUGGUGGAUCUGGAAGCCGAAGAAGUGGAGAACCUUGAAGACCUAUUCCAGGACUCUGAGGGGCGGGAGGGAUCUGAGCCAACUGAGGAACACCAGUUUUCAGACCUAGAGGAAUCUGACGAUGAUGAUGACAAUGAAGAUGAGGAAGAUGAGGAGGAAGAGGAGAGCCAAGAUGAGCCACCUUUAAAAUUGCCAGAAGGCAAGCAUACCACCCUCGCGAUGCACUCUUCAGGUGGCUCUCCAUCUUCUCAAGAGGAAGGCACCGAAAUAGCUUUGUCCUUAGCCCAAGAAACUGUUUCCAGCAGCCAAAAAACCAGCUUUGACCUCCACCGAACAAUUGGCUUCUGCUGA